This is a messenger RNA of Fusarium mangiferae, 600 nucleotides long. RefSeq lists its product as uncharacterized. Lineage: Eukaryota; Fungi; Ascomycota; Sordariomycetes; Hypocreales; Nectriaceae. The record is from RefSeq and is a predicted model, not a curated record. Bases 1 to 600 code for a protein of 199 amino acids. The transcript is spliced from 2 exons.
AUGCAAGAAGCCUCUCCUGAACCUCAGAAACAACUGGAUUCCCUCAAUGACCCUCAUUCGGUCCCCUGGCAUCAGCCAAACCUAAUCCCUCGCUUGUGCAACACCUCUCUGAGUAGCAAUGCUCCUACGUCCCACACGCCAUCCUCUAGUGGGUAUGAGAAGAGAUCAUCUCAAUCAUCCACGUCUAGUCCUGUCUCCAAAGACGCGCGGCUCACCUGUGACUUUUGUGGGCAGGCUUUUGAGGACGUGGAUUCUCUUUGCUUUCAUAUUAUCUCAUCUCAUGCGGCUUCGAGUCCAUUACAUUGCGGCAGGAAAGGCUGCAAUAAAACUUUCAAAGGCGGCAGAUCUCUGAAACGCCAUCUGACUGAGUUUCAUCUUGGUUCCGUUUACGUUUGUCGCUGCGGCAGGCAGGACAGAAGAAAAGAUAAGCAUUGCAAACACAUCGAGAGUAACAGCUGCAUUGGCCCCGGCCUUUACGGCUGCCCCUGUGGCCAUACAUUUGACCAGCUGAAGUUGCACAGACACCACAUUAACAGGUGUGGUAGAAAGAGAAGAGGAAGGCCACGAAAACUCCCAAUGAUGGCCAAUGAGAGGAUUUGA